CGGCUGCUGAAGAGACCGGAGUGUGUGUGUCUCUACUGACUCUUUCUGAGGAAUUAAAACCAUUACACACUGCUCUGGUUCUCUGGUACACAGGUGACGGCAUAACCGGGGUGUCUUCUGGGUCUGGAGGUGAGCACAGGGAGCUCAGCGAUGAAUAAGCUACGGCAGAGUUUCCGCCGGAAGAAAGACGUCUACGUGCCAGAGUCGAGUCGGCCGCACCAGUGGCAGACAGACGAGGAGGCGGUUCGCAGCGGCAAAUGUAGCUUUGCAGUCAAGUACCUGGGGCAUGUGGAGGUGGAGGAAUCCCGAGGCAUGCACAUCUGCGAGGAUGCAGUGAAGCGGCUGAAGACGGACAGGAAAUUCUUCAAAGGAUUCUUUGCAAAAGCGGGGAAGAAGGCAGUGCGCGCAGUGCUCUGGGUGUCGGCAGACGGUCUUCGUGUCGUCGACGACAAAACAAAGGACCUGAUUCUGGAUCAGACGAUAGAGAAGGUGUCGUUCUGCGCUCCGGACCGAAACUUUGAGAGAGCGUUCUCCUACAUCUGCAGAGACGGAACCACGAGGCGCUGGAUCUGCCACUGCUUCAUGGCCAUCAAAGACUCAGGCGAGCGUCUCAGUCACGCUGUGGGAUGUGCGUUCGCCGCCUGUCUGGAGCGGAAACAGAAACGGGAGAAGGAGUGCGGCGUCACGGCGACCUUCGACGCCAACAGAACCACCUUCACCCGCGAGGGCUCGUUUCGGGUUACUACGGCAAUAGAGGCGGCAGAGCGGGAGGAAGUGAUGAGGCAGAUACAGGACGCUAAAAAAGCAGAGACAGAUGUAAACCUGUCGGGGAACUCGGCCACCUCUGUGAAUAACUCCUCGGGUCCCUCGACGGGAGACACCCCGUCCCCCUCGUCCUCACCUCCUCUCUCCAUGGCCUCCCUGGGCCCCCAGGUGAUUCCCCGCAGACACGCCCCCGCCGAGGCCCUGGCCAGGCAGGGAUCCUUCAGGGGCUUCCCGGUGCUCAGCCAGAAGACGUCUCCCUUCAAACGGCAGAUGUCGCUGCGCAUGAACGAGCUGCCGUCCACCAUGCAGCGCAAGUCCGACUUCCCCAUGAAGAACACCGCAGUCCCAGAGGUGGAGGGAGAGAACGACAGCAUCAGCUCGCUCUGCACUCAGAUCACCUCGGCGUUCAGCGGCCCCCCCGAGGACCCCUUCUCCUCCGCACCGAUGCCCAAACCCACCUCCUCCCCACAGUCUCCUGUAGCUCCAGCUGAACAGCAUGGUGCGUGUCUAACCCUCGCUCCGUCAGCCUGUACUAGCGUCUGUCUCUGGUCUGCUGUAGUGAACGGCUCCUCUCCUGCCUUCUCUGCUGCUGCUGCUGUUGCUGCUGCUGUUGCUGCUAACCCCCCUGCUCUGCCCCCCGCCCUGCCUGCUCGAGACACUAACCCCUGGGCUAAGACCCCAGCAGGAGCCCCCCCCUCAGCACUGCCAGGAAGCAACUGGUCCUCCCCAACUCCGGUGAUAGUGGUCCCGCCCACCUCCUCCCCCCCUGUCUCCUCCCACAGACGCACCCCCUCAGAAGCAGACCGGUGGUUAGAGGAAGUCACAAAGUCCGUGCGAGUCUCCCCCGCCACGCUCCCCCCCCAGCCGUUCAGCUCCCCUGUGUCGAUGCCGGUAGCACCUCCCCCCCAGGUGGCCUUCAUGUCCCCCCUGCCCCCCGCUGUGCCCAUGCUGCCCCCCCGCCAGCCCGCCUUCCACGCUCACCCCCCGGUCUCCUACCCGCUGCCCAACGGACUCCCGUUCCCCCCCCCCAGCGUCCCCGUUGUGGGCAUCACCCCCUCUCAGAUGGUGGCCAACGUGUUCGGCUCGGCAACACACCCACAGCCGUUCCUCCCCCCCGCAUCCUCCACCACGACCCCCCAGCACGACCUCAGCCCCUUCAUCAAGCCCCCCCUGCACCACGUGGUGAGCCUCCCCCCCCUUAACCACGCGGUGAGCCUCCCCCCCCUGCAGCCCUCCAACGGCAGCGCCACCUUUAACGGCGCCGAGUCCUGGUCGCACCUCGCCCCGUCCUCCCCCGCCACCCUGCCCCCCCCACAGGAAGACGCCUUCGAGGCCCAGUGGGCAGCACUGGAGGGCCGAUCCCGUCAGCGCACUUCCCCCUCCCCCACAAACCCCUUCUCCACCGAGCUGCACAAGACCUUCGAGAUCCAGCUCUGAAGACUGUACCGAACAAUAAGGAGGCCAUUUUUGUUUUGGGGAGCAGGUGGAUGAGGAGGAGUGGGGGGAGUGGUCCUUCUUGAGGGGGGGUCCUCCUGCCUCCUCUUCAUCAGACGAGCUCAGCAGGAAGGAGGAAGAAGGAGGAGGAAGGAGGAGAACCAGCUGGGAGCAGAACUCCAACAAACAGGAACGGCUAACAGGCUAGCGUCUCAUUAGCAUCGUCUGUACGUUUUGUUUGUUUGUGCAGCACAGGCUCAGCAUCACGCCCCCCCCCCCCCCUGCUCCCUGUUGCCAGGACGACGCCUCCUCACCUGGCAGAGAAACUGCAGCACUGAGAGAACUCAGCUUCCAGACAAGAAGUUCUCAUUAAACUUCCCAAUCAGAAGAAUAAAGUGAGACGAUGCCAAAUCUUUAUUUUUAUGCAUUAAGUAUAUUUUAAAUAGCUUUGGAAUCUAACAGAAGAGUUGUAAGUAAUCGUGCCAAAGGCACAGGCUAGCUACAAACGAGUUUAUGUUCGUGUAUACAAGAAAUGACCGUAUAUAUUAUACAUAAAAAAUUAUAUAUAUCUUUAAAGAAUCUAUACUGUACACAGCUCACAGCAGUGCUAAUUUUUAAUGUGAUGUAAAGAGAUUUUGUGAAGGGACAGCUGCUUUACUUGUGUUUGUUUUGUUUUUGCCGUCUGCUGCAUCCUGUGAUUGGAUGUGGAGCGUCUCUCUGUAAAUAGGGUUUCAUUGCAGCAACAAUCAUGUGGACGUAGCGCUGGUGGUGGUGCGGACUGGAUGCCUCUCUGACCUGUGCUUUAGUUUAGUACACAUCAGUACUUCAGAUUUUACUUUUUCAUCGUCAUUCUUCUCUGUGGUGGAAAUGUUUUUUUAUUUAACACGGUAGGAUGCGUCAUCUCCCGUUCCUCCACCUCUUAUAUUAUUUUUCUAAGUAGUUGAUUUGUAACUUUUUAUUUUGCACAGCACUACAAUUUGACUCGCAGGUGAUCGGCGGGGGUUAGUGAGUGUAAGCUGCACGCUGACCUCAGCAGAAAACUACAGGGAGAUAAAAACCGUUGGUCUCUCCGUCUGAUUUCUCUCUGUCAUGUUUUUGUUUUUUUAAUCAAACCUGUGAAUAUGAUCUAUUAUCUGAUCUAUUUUUCCAUUUUGUAAUUAUUUCAUUUCUUUAUUCCACUUCUUUGGAGAAAUAUUGAAGCUAAAAGAUUGAAUAAAUUGAUGGUGGUAAAGGAAAA
Molecule: messenger RNA, 3436 nt
Organism: Eleginops maclovinus (Patagonian blennie)
Lineage: Eukaryota; Metazoa; Chordata; Actinopteri; Perciformes; Eleginopidae
Gene: numb
Product: NUMB endocytic adaptor protein
Exons: 11
Coding region: 151-2202 (683 amino acids)
Biological process (GO): positive regulation of neurogenesis
Cellular component (GO): basolateral plasma membrane; cytoplasmic vesicle; cytoplasm
Source: RefSeq, a predicted model, not a curated record